Prunus armeniaca (apricot) is the source of this 702-nucleotide messenger RNA. The record is from the annotation of a GenBank genome assembly. NCBI's taxonomy places the organism in Eukaryota, Viridiplantae, Streptophyta, Magnoliopsida, Rosales, Rosaceae.
AUGGUUUAUGGCAGUAUCAAUGUCAUGGAGGAGCCAACUUUGGACGAAAUGCUGGAGGCCCAUUCAUUACAAGUUUACAACCACAGUUAUGACUAUGAUGCUCCCAUUAAUGAAUAUGGAGAAGCAAUGGAUUUGGUCUCUCCAAAAGGAGGGUCAUCAGUUGAUUGGUUCCGAGGCUCACUAGCUACCCGAACCAAACAGACGUUGAAAUGGUAUAAGGUAAGGAUUUCAAGGUACCAUGUUCCUGGGUCCUGGUUAAAGCCAACACAAAAUCUGGUGGUAGUGGUUGAGGAACUCGGUGGGGAUCCAUCAAAGAUAACCCUGGUGAAGAGAUUAGUGACGGGGGUUUGUGCUGAUUUACAAGUACACCACCCAAACGCUGAAAAUUUUGAUAUCGACACAGCCAUGAAGAAUCGAAAACGCUUCAUCAGGCCCAGGUUCAUCUGCAGUGUUUGCCAGGGCAGUCUAUCUCAAGCAUUAAGUUUGCAAGUAUUGGAACUCCUACCUACUAACUUGUGGGAGUUUCCAGCUAGAAACGUGUCAUGCAACCAACUCUCAUGCCAUUGUGGAGUGAACUACAAUCUUUUCACCUAUCGUACUUGUAUAGUGAACUCGCAGAUGCAUAUUCUUUUGAUAAAUACAGAUUUAUUAAUAUCCCUUUACGUGUUUAGUAGAAUUGUAUCGGCCGUGAGAGUUGCUUAG